Messenger RNA from Gastrolobium bilobum, 2879 nucleotides. RefSeq names its product DExH-box ATP-dependent RNA helicase DExH18, mitochondrial. The record is from RefSeq and is a predicted model, not a curated record. The transcript is spliced from 3 exons. Gene Ontology annotation, cellular component: mitochondrial degradosome. Gene Ontology annotation, biological process: RNA catabolic process; mitochondrial RNA 3'-end processing. Lineage: Eukaryota; Viridiplantae; Streptophyta; Magnoliopsida; Fabales; Fabaceae. Bases 1 to 2490 code for a protein of 829 amino acids. Gene Ontology annotation, molecular function: hydrolase activity, acting on acid anhydrides; ATP binding; RNA helicase activity.
AUGGCCAGAGGCCCUGCUUCCUCUCUCUUCAACUUGUGCACUCGCAAGAGAACCCUUUCAAGACUCAAACUUCUUCUCUUCAACCGUUCUUCUCAAACUUCUUCAACCUCUCAAUUUCACAACACUUUCCACGACCCACUUCGCCCCUUUUCGACCCGUUUCAUGAACCCGGCUUUUCACCCGAACUUCUCCCAAAGUCGGAGUCUUUCCGGCGUUAGAAUCCACCCCGCGAGGCCGUUUUCCACCGCCGGCGACGAGGGUGACGGCGACGAGAAGCCGGAGUGUGAAUUCGACGCUGAUUUCGGUCAGAAUGUUGGUUUUGAGCUUGGAAAUGAGGUUAGUGAUGAUGUUUCUGCUUUAUCUGAAAAUGGGGUUGUUGCAAAUGAUCAAGAUAGUAAUGAGUGCAAUUCAAAGAUUGUUGAUUCUCUAGAAUGUAGUAAUAGUAGUAGGGAUGAUGAAUUAGAGAAGAAAAGUGUGGAAUGUGUGCACGUGGCAUCACGUGACCCUGUGGAAUUGUACUGUGAGCUUAAGAGUGCUGAGAGGAGUGCAAAGCUAAAUAGAUCAGAGGUGGAAGUGCUAAUGGAAGUAUGCAAUUUGUUUGCCAAAUCAGGUUGGGCAUCAAACCAAGCCCUUGCUAUUUACAUUGGUUUGUCAUUUUUCCCCACUGCAGCACACAAGUUCAGUAGCUUUUUCAGGAAGAAAUGUCCUGCUGAUGUUGCUAAUUACUUGGUGUCACUUGGGCCAUGUGAUGCUGCUGUUAAGUUCUUGUUUCCUAUAUUUGUGGAGUUUUGUUUGGAGAAUUUUACUGAUGAGAUCAAGAGGUUUAGGGGUAUGGUUGAGUCGGCAGACCUCACGAAACCUCACACUUGGUUUCCAUUCGCAAGGGCGAUGAAAAGGAAGAUAAUUUAUCAUUGUGGUCCAACCAAUAGUGGUAAGACUUAUAAUGCUUUGCAACAAUUUAUGGAGGCGAAGAAGGGGAUUUACUGUAGUCCGCUCAGAUUGUUGGCUAUGGAAGUUUUUGACAAGGUUAAUGCGAAAGGUGUUUAUUGCAGUCUACUAACUGGGCAAGAAAAGAAGCGUGUCCCGUUUUCUAAUCAUGUUGCGUGUACUGUGGAAAUGGUGUCGACUCAGGAUUUGUAUGAUGUGGCCAUUAUUGAUGAGAUUCAGAUGAUGGCUGAUCCGUACAGGGGGUAUGCAUGGACAAGGGCGCUCCUCGGGUUGAAGGCUGACGAGAUACAUUUGUGCGGUGAUCCUAGUGUUUUGGAUAUUGUUCGAAAGAUCUGUCGAGACACAGGAGAUGAGUUGCAUGAGCAUUAUUAUGAGAGGUUCAAACCAUUGGUGGUUGAAGCAAAGACCCUGCUUGGAAAUCUUGAAAAUAUUCGGUCUGGGGAUUGUGUGGUUGCAUUCUCAAGGAGAGAAAUAUUUGAGGUCAAAUUGGCAAUUGAGAAACAGACUAAACACCGUUGUUGUGUGAUAUAUGGUGCUUUGCCACCAGAAACUCGUAGGCAGCAAGCGAGUUUGUUCAAUGAUCAAAGUAAUGAAUAUGACGUUCUAGUAGCCAGUGAUGCAGUGGGAAUGGGCCUGAACCUUAACAUCAGAAGGGUGAUAUUUAAUACCCUUUCAAAGUACAAUGGUGACAAAGUUGUUCCUGUUCCAGCAUCACAGGUUAAGCAAAUUGCGGGAAGAGCUGGUCGGAGAGGAUGUCUUUAUCCUGAUGGACUCACCACUACCUUGCAUUUAGAUGAUUUGGAUUACUUGAUUGAGUGUUUGAAACAACCUUUUGAUGAUGUUAAGAAGGUGGGCCUUUUUCCUUUUUAUGAGCAGGUUGAAUUGUUUGCCGGGCAACUUCCUGAUCUGACGUUCAACCAGCUUUUGGAAAAAUUUGGCGAAAAUUGCCGUUUGGAUGGGUCGUACUUCCUGUGUCGACAUGAUCAUAUAAAGAAAAUUGCUAAUAUGUUAGACAGAAUCCAGGGGUUAUCCUUAGAAGAUCGUUUUAACUUCUGUUUUGCCCCUGUUAAUGUUAGAGACCCAAAAGCUAUGCACCACUUACUUAGAUUUGCUACAUAUUUUGGUCAGAAGCUCCCUGUAAAUAUAGCUAUGGGCAUGCCGAAAGGUUCUGCACGGAAUGAUGCAGAACUCCUAGACCUUGAGACUAGACAUCAAGUUUUAUCUAUGUAUUUGUGGUUGUCAAACCACUUUGAUGAGGAUACUUUUCCAUACGCGAAGAAAGCUGAGACAAUGGCUUCAAACGUUGCUGACUUACUGGGCCAAUCUCUUAUCAAAGCUAAUUGGAAACCUGAAUCAAGGAAUAAAGGGAAACCAAAAGCUGAAAAAAGUGAAGAGCAACUAGAACCAAGGAGUGCAGCCAUACUAAAAACUGAAAAAAAGGCAAAUGGCUAUUCAAGGUCACAGUCGCUUUUUAAAUUAAAUGGCAAGAAAGGGCAUGAAAAUUCCUUACAGCUCGAUCAGUCAAAGAAAGUAACUGCAUAAUAUAAUGACUGUGGAGGUAAUAAUCAACGACCACUGCAAUAUAACAACUUAUAUCAGGGAUUUGCAUAAAUUCAUUGAACUUUUUUAGCCAAAAUUGUGGAUUUUACCAUGUUGGGAAUGCAUCCCCCAAAGAAAAAGAGAAGACUACUUUAGGAAUGAAGGAUAGUUACAUUAGAGAGAUUGAAUGUAGCCUAGAAAUAAAACAACUAGCAUCCUGUUUGUUCUUUUAUAGAUAAACCAAGAUGGAGCAUUGUUGUGGUGCUACAAGUAUCCUGUUCUGUAUUUAAAUGUAGCCUAGAAAUUUUGUUGAAUUCUUUUAUAUGCCAACACCUCUUGUCCAGGGUUGAAUAUUUUAGGCUUCAUCAUUCUUUCUUUCUUUCUUUUUUUAA